AGUUUUUUCCACCUUGGUUGAUUUGGUUUUUAUAAAACAUGGUUACCUCUAACCCUUUCCCUGCCGUUGAAAAAUGUCCAUCUGUAGGCCGAGAAAAGCAAACUGUGGUGGCUGACAUGGACGGUACCUUGCUCAUAGGCCGUAGCUCCUUCCCAUAUUUCGCUUUGGUUGCCUUCGAAGUUAGUGGAGUCUUGAGGCUCCUUUUCUUGCUCUUAGCUUCACCGCUUACCGGACUUCUUUACUACUUUGUGUCCGAGUCCGCCGGCAUCCAAGUUCUUAUAUUCGCAACGUUUGUUGGGAUGAAAGUGAGCGACAUAGAGUCGGUGGCACGAGCAGUGCUGCCCAAGUUCUACUCCAGUGAUCUGCACCCCGAGUCGUGGAGAGUUUUUACCUCGUGCGGGAAACGUUGCGUCCUUACUGCGAAUCCUAGGAUUAUGGUGGAAGCAUUCUUGAAAGAUCUGUUAGGGGUUGAUAUGGUUUUAGGCACUGAGAUAGGAACUUACAAAGGUAGAGCUACAGGAUUUGUUUGUAAGCCAGGGGUACUCGUUGGGAAGAACAAGGCGGAUGCUCUUAAAAAGGCUUUCGGCGAGACGAAGCCAGAUGUUGGACUUGGAGAUAGGCACACUGAUAUUCCCUUCAUGGCAAUGUGCAAAGAAGGUUACCUUGUGCCACCAAAUCCAGAAACAAAGGCAGUUGCAAUCGAGAAGCUCCCAAAACCUGUAAUUUUUCAUGAUGGACGGCUUGUUCAAAAGCCAACACCUCUGACUGCUCUUCUGAUAAUUCUGUGGACCCCCAUUGGUUUCCCCCUGGCCUGCUUGCGCAUUGCAGCAGGGUCGCUCCUCCCAAUGUCGAUAGUCUACUAUGCUUUUUGGGCACUUGGAGUUCGAAUCACUGUCAAGGGAACCCCGCCUCCACCAGUCAAAAAAUCAACCGGUCAAUCUGGUGUCCUCUUCAUUUGCUCACAUAGAACCUUACUUGACCCAAUCUUUCUUUGUACUGCUCUUGGACGCCCUAUCUCUGCAGUCACCUACUCCAUCUCUCGUCUCUCCGAGAUCAUCUCACCCAUCAAACUUGUUAAACUAAGCAGAGACCGAGCAACGGAUGCCGCCAUGAUUAAGAAGCUGCUUCAAGAGGGAGACCUAGCUAUCUGCCCCGAAGGAACCACCUGCCGUGAACCAUUCCUUCUUAGGUUUUCAUCUCUGUUUGCUGAAUUAACUGACCAGCUUGUGCCGGUUGCCAUGGUGAACCGUAUGAGCAUGUUUCAUGGCACCACAGCCAGAGGAUGGAAAGGGAUGGACCCCUUCUACUUCUUCAUGAACCCUACCCCAGCAUAUGAAGUAACCUUCUUAAACAAGUUGCCACCAGAGCUAACGUGCAGCUCAGGAAAGUCCAGCCAUGAGGUUGCCAAUUACAUCCAAAGGGUGAUUGCUGCAACUCUUUCAUACGAGUGCACAAAUUUUACCAGGAAAGAUAAGUACCGGGCCCUGGCUGGAAACGAUGGCACUGUGGUUGAGAAACCUAAGCUUCCAGCCAAUAAAGUGAUGGGAUGUUAAUCUAAUAUGUUGUUUCCAAGUGAUUUAUAUCCGAGUCAUGCUGAUGAGAAUCUUGACCUAAAGCUCAGUUCAAUACUCCUAGUUUGAUAUUCAGCUAGAGCUCAAUUGAGUAUGAUUUUCUAAGCUCAAUUCUGCUCAAGAUGAAGUCAAAUUAUUCGAGUCGUUUGCUCCAUUUAUAUAGUCAAACUGAAGAAUAAGAAUGAAAAUUAUUUAUGUAUUGCAGUGAACGAGUGAAUCUGAUGAGAUUGCAAGAAACUAGUAUGCAUAGCGAGUGGAGCCCUCUAGAAAUUUGGUUCAUUAUCUGUUCAAGGCUGGUUGAAUGUAAGCCAUCUUUCGUAAUGGUAUGAUUGAAUGUUUCAGUGAUUCAACUUUUCAUUAUGAUGCUAAGUGAACCUUACCAGAACCAUGUAGAAAUUUUUGUAAUGGUAUGAAUUGAUUUGUGUGAGCCAACU
Messenger RNA from Gossypium arboreum, 2005 nucleotides. RefSeq names its product glycerol-3-phosphate acyltransferase RAM2-like. The transcript has 2 exons. Bases 39 to 1553 code for a protein of 504 amino acids. Gene Ontology annotation, cellular component: membrane. Gene Ontology annotation, molecular function: glycerol-3-phosphate 2-O-acyltransferase activity; phosphatase activity. NCBI's taxonomy places the organism in Eukaryota, Viridiplantae, Streptophyta, Magnoliopsida, Malvales, Malvaceae. Gene Ontology annotation, biological process: cutin biosynthetic process. The record is from RefSeq and is a predicted model, not a curated record.